Messenger RNA from Hibiscus syriacus, 825 nucleotides. RefSeq lists its product as uncharacterized. The transcript has a single exon. The coding region runs from base 126 to 788 and encodes 220 amino acids. The record is from RefSeq and is a predicted model, not a curated record. NCBI's taxonomy places the organism in Eukaryota, Viridiplantae, Streptophyta, Magnoliopsida, Malvales, Malvaceae.
UAAUCUUUUAUGGCUUCUUGGAAGGCUAAAGAUAAACAUUUAUCGAUCCUUAAAACCCCUUCUUCUUCUUCUUCGAUUUCUCGGGCAUCGUAAAUCAAUUUUCCGAGGGGGCCAGAAAAACAAUAAUGCAGGCGGCGAGCGGUGUUUGUUGCGGCGGAGACGCUUACCUAAAGCGCCAUGAUUCUUUCAAUCUUUUCAACUUCCACAAACCAAACGUUCGUCCUCGUCGUUUCAUGUUCUCAAAUCCACAACCACCAUCGAACUCGAAACCAAUAAAAUCCAAGAUGCAGCCGUCGGAGUCGUCGUCUAUGAUUAUAAGUCUUCAACCAUUGGCGAAACAAGAAAAGAAGAAGCGCAACGACUUGUUGUACGAGAAAAUAGACGAGUGGAUGAGAGUUUCGGUGGCGGAGAUCGUGAAGAAGUUGCCGGAAUCUCCCCUCUUGGUCCACGUCUUCUUGGACGUAAAGAAUAACACCACGGAAACGAGGACGGAGAAGGCGGAGGAAGAUAAGUGGGCUCUGGUUAAACAAAAGUGGGAGAACGGAGAGAGUCCAAUGCCCGAUGGGUUGAUUUUCGUCGAACAAAUAGAACAACACGAGGAGGUCUCGGGUUCGAGUGUAUGGGGAAUAGUGGUUCAGGGCAUUGGAGCUGCUAGUCCACUAUGUUAUCUGUUGAAGACUAGUAGAGUGGAUUCAGGGCUCGGGUCAAGGUGCACCCAUUUUUGCUUGGUUAGGGUUAAGAGUUUCAAGGAAACUGCUUUCUCACAGCUCCACAGAUGUUGGCUGUAGCAGGAGAACUUCCAAGAAACAGAAGCAGAAUAUAAGU